Molecule: messenger RNA, 1131 nt
Organism: Penicillium griseofulvum
Lineage: Eukaryota; Fungi; Ascomycota; Eurotiomycetes; Eurotiales; Aspergillaceae
Product: TauD/TfdA dioxygenase family protein
Exons: 4
Coding region: 1-1131 (376 amino acids)
Cellular component (GO): cytoplasm
Molecular function (GO): 2-oxoglutarate-dependent dioxygenase activity
Source: RefSeq, a predicted model, not a curated record
AUGGCACCCUCUAUUGCCCAGAUUUCCACUGCAGAAGUGGUCGUUCCUGUGAAGGUCGCUCCUGAAACAACCGACACCAAACCUAGAGUCCGACGGAUCAUUGACGAGGAAGGAGGAAAGACUACUGCUAGUUAUCCACACUACCUACCUGUAUAUGACCACGACGAGAAAUACCCACCUCUUGAACCUUUUACCCACGUUGACCACGGGAAAGAUGCCGACCCAUCCUUCAAGGACCUCCUCACUGAAGGCUCGAAAAUCCAAAAGUUGACGCCAACAAUCGGUUCUGAGGUUACAGGCAUUCAGCUGAGCAAACUCACACCUGCUGGAAAGGACCAGCUCGCUCUACUUGUCGCCCAACGCAAGGUUGUCGCCUUCAGGGACCAAGACUUCGCAGAUCUCCCAAUCCAAGAUGCUCUCGAUUUUGGAGGUUAUUUUGGCCGUCACCAUAUCCACCCAACUAGCGGGGCUCCGGAGGGGUAUCCCGAGAUCCAUCUCGUCCACCGAAGCAACAAUGCGUGGGAAUAUGAUGAAUUCCUCGCUACUAGAAACAGUAGUGUCGCAUGGCAUUCUGAUGUCACAUAUGAGCAGCAACCACCCGGUACCACGUUCUUGUAUAUCCUUGAUGGCCCUGAAGUCGGCGGUGACACUGCUUUCGUCGACCAAGUGGAGGCCUAUAACCGGCUUUCGCCGGCGCUUAAGGAGCGUCUGCAUGGCUUGAAAGCUGUGCAUUCUGGAGUUGAGCAGGUUGAAUAUAGCGUCAAGCGUGGGGGGGUUGUUAGACGGGAGCCAGUGAAGACGGAGCAUCCUCUUGUUCGAACUCAUCCGGUGACUGGUGAGAAAGCACUUUUCGUUAAUGGUGGCUUCACUCGCAGUAUUGUUGGCCUCAAAAAGGAGGAGAGUGAUGCCCUUCUAGGCUUCCUUCUGGCUCAUGUGGGUCGUGGUAUUGAUUUCCAGACUCGAAUUCGAUGGGCCCCAAAGACCGUGGUUGUUUGGGAUAACCGCGUCACAGCUCAUUCUGUGAUUAUCGACUGGACUACGGGUGAACGUCGACACUUGGCCCGCAUUACCCCACAGGCCGAACGUCCUUAUGAGACACCUUAUGUUCCGGAGGGGGAAAGUAAGGCUUGA